Molecule: messenger RNA, 1161 nt
Organism: Octopus sinensis (East Asian common octopus)
Lineage: Eukaryota; Metazoa; Mollusca; Cephalopoda; Octopoda; Octopodidae
Product: zinc finger protein 239-like
Exons: 1
Coding region: 1-1161 (386 amino acids)
Source: RefSeq, a predicted model, not a curated record
AUGGAAGAUGUUAAUUACUUGGACUCUUCUAACACAACUUUUGCUAAUGAAAUAAUUUCAAUAAGACACACAGACAGCGGCGAGGAACAAUUUUUAUGUAGUGGAACAUUUACUGAAGAAAAAUCAUUACAGAGAAAUAUUCAUGAAUAUCAGUGCGAGAUUUGUAGGAAAACAUUUUCUUCGGAAGACGAAGCGUUGAUCCAUAAAGAAAUACACAAGAGGAGAAAACCGUUCCAUUGCGAAUUAUGUGGAGAAUCUUUUGUCUCAAACGGUAAUUUAACAAAACACAAAAAAAUCCACAGUGGGGAGAAACAGUUUCAGUGUGAGAUCUGUAGAAAAUCGUUCACUCAGAAUUCGAACCUGGUGAUCCACAUUCGUAGUCAUACAGGAGAAAGACCUUACCGUUGUGAUAUUUGUGGGAAGUCUUUCUCUGUUAAUGCUAGUCUUGUAGUUCAUAAAAGAUUGCAUACGGGAGAGAAACCGUUCCAUUGUGAAAUCUGUGGCAAGCUUUUCGUCUCGAAUAGCCUCUUAACGAAACACACGGUCAUUCACACGGGAGAGAAACAGUAUCACUGUGAGGUGUGCGGUAAGUCGUUCAUUAACAACUCUCAUCUUGUUGUUCAUAAACGAAUUCAUACUGGAGAGAAGCCGUACCAUUGUGAAAUUUGUGGCAAGUCUUUUGUUGAGAAUUCCAAGCUGACUGUCCACAAGCGUAGCCAUACUGGAGAAAAGCCUUAUCACUGUGAUAUAUGUGGGAAAUGUUUCAUUGAAAAUUCCAAGCUGAAAGUCCACAAACGGAGUCACACAGGAGAGAAACCUUACCAUUGUGGAAUCUGUGGCAAACCAUUCUCUGAUAAUUCUAGUCUUGUAGUUCACAAAAGUAUUCAUAGUGGAGAGAAACCAUUCCAAUGUGAAACGUGUGCCAAAGCCUUUAUUACCAAAAGCCUCUUGACAAAACAUCGAAGAAUCCAUACGGGAGAAAGACCUUACCGUUGUGAGAUCUGUGGAAAGGCAUUCUCUGAUAAUUCCAAUCUUAUAGUUCACAAGAGAAUCCAUACUGGGGAGAAGCCGUAUCACUGUGAGAUGUGUGGGAAGGAAUUCGUCUACAACAGUCAUUUUAAGCUGCACAAACAAAUGCACUGUGAAGGGACGUCCUUUUAA